AUGAAGUUCGCCCUCCUCUUCGCUGCCGACGCUGCCGUCGCUUUUGCCUCCAGCGAACAUGACGGCAAGCGCCUCAUUCGGCUCUCAGCCGACCACUCCGAGUGGAUGACCGAUGCCCAAGUGGCGGACUUAGCCCUCCGUGACAUCGGGUUCUUGGACGACACCGACGGCGAGUGGACCCGCGUGCUCGAGUUGGGGGCGGCUCGCCAGGCCCAGAAAAGCACCCUCCAAGGACGUGCCCUCCAAGAAGCAACCCCGUACCCGAUCGUGGCCACAUACCCCAAGCUCAAGCAGUCCCUGGAGAGGUUUGUGAACAAGUUUGCAAACCGCCUUUACAACUCGACCGAAGGCGCGCAGUCGUGCGGGUGGAUCUACGGCCAAGUGACCGAGUUGGCUGCCACGGUGGUUACUAACCCCGACGUCAAAGUUAACUACUCUGUGCUUGCCCGUGUCGAGCCUACUACUAUUGUCAAGGACGACAUUGUCAUUUUGAGUGCGCACCAAGACUCCAUCAACCGGAAAGACCGAAGGGACAUUGUGAAACGCAAGAACGCCCCCGGGGCCGACGACGACGGGUCGGGAACCGUGACCAUCUUGGAGUCGCUCAAGUACUUGCUGGCGACCCCUGAGUGGACCCCCAUUCGGCCCGUGGAGUUCCACUGGUACGCCGCCGAAGAAGUCGGCAAGUUUGGGUCCUUGGCAGUGGUGGCAGAGUAUGCGAACGCCAGCACAGCCGUGCUCGCCCAGAUGCAGCAGGACAUGACGGGGUACGUCGCCCCAGGCACGAGACCCGUCGUGAAUUUUAUCUCCGACUUCACCAACAAGAACCUCAACACCUUCGUGGAGACGCUCAUCGCAACCUACUUGGGCCUCCCCGUGAACCACUCAGCGUGCGGCUACGGCUGCUCUGACCAUUUCUCGUGGAACGCGUCGGGGUACCCUUCGACGUAUCCGUUUGAAACCGAGUUGAAGGACUUGAACCCAUACAUGCACUCCCAAAACGACACGAUCGACACCAUCGAUUUCAACCACAUGGCCGAUUUCACCAAGCUCUCGAUUGCGUACGUUGUCGAGUUGACUCAGGACAGCGCCACGUCAUGCUAA
Messenger RNA from Aphanomyces astaci, 1104 nucleotides. RefSeq lists its product as hypothetical. The transcript is spliced from 3 exons. The coding region runs from base 1 to 1104 and encodes 367 amino acids. Gene Ontology annotation, biological process: proteolysis. Gene Ontology annotation, molecular function: metalloexopeptidase activity. Lineage: Eukaryota; Oomycota; Saprolegniomycetes; Saprolegniales; Verrucalvaceae. The record is from RefSeq and is a predicted model, not a curated record.